AUGGUAUACAGAGGAAAACCCAGUCCAGGCUGCGAAUCAUGUCGCGCUCGCAGGCUUAAGUGCAUCAGAGCGAGAAAGGAAUGCUCGGGCUAUCAAGACCCAAAUGCCGUCCGGUUUUUCGAUCAGACUAAGGAAGUGACUAGCAAAGCUCGCUCUCGGGCCCUUGCUCGAAAGCUUGACAAACCACCAGCCACACAUCACAGUGACAGUGAACCUGGGACACCGCCAUCCCGAGUAGCGGUCUCUUGGCUAAACUCACUCGAUGACAACGCCUGGUCUCAUGUCUUCACAUAUUUUGUGGGAGAUGACCCAAAUCAAGGACUACUCGCCUUUUUACCUGAGUUGUUGCGUGGGAGUCCAUCAGAUUGUCUUCGGGCCAUAACCAAGUCUUUGGGACUAGCAUGUGUGUCUAGAAUUCAUGGACAUCAGGAGGCGAGGCGAGCGUCAAAUGAACAAUACAGUAUAGCUCUUCGACAGACCAAUAAGGACUUGCAAGAUCCAGUCACUGCCAAAGCCGAUUCAACAUUAGCUGCUGUGGUAUUGCUGAGUUUAAAAGACUUCCAUACAUCACCGAAAAUUGCGGCCUUGUCGAAAGCUGCAAGGGCCGAGCGUAUAAAGACCUCCCAAAUUGCCGUCCGCAGUGGGGCUUCCCGUCCUACUCCAAACAAGCCCUCACAGGGCUGGGACUGGUCAAAAAGAAGCAAUACCGGCUCGCCAGAAUAUAUGCCGAUGCCUGCGUCUUCCAAUGAUGGCGACGCCCCAAGUACUCCUGCGGCUUACGAUAAAACGCCACUCCAGCCCGCGGAAAAUGCUAGAUACGAGUACCAGCCCAUUGAGGAUUUCUACGACAUGCUCCUUAAAUUCAAUAAUUUAUCUAUUGAAAUAGAAGCAACCUAUCAUCGAAAUCAAUUCAAUGCAAAUAUAGUCCCGUUGAUCGAUGAAGCGCUCCAGUUGGAUACAGAUUUUGGCGCAUGGGCGAUGACAUUCCAAGCAGUAUGUGGCUACAGGGUCUGCCGUGCCUCCUCGCCUAUUUCCAAAGGCGGCACCACAUUCCCAACCCACAGCGAUGAAUACCAUAUAUACCCAUCCAUGCGUCUGGCUACGUUUUGGAACCAUUAUCGGCAGGCCCGGAUCUCUCUCAACGAGAUGAUUGAAACGAUGGCCUUUGGCAUGUCUCAAUUCAUGGCUGUUCCACGGCUUGAAGGCGUCAUACUCCAAGCAAUCGCUACUAAUAACCGACUGGUCAAUGAUGUCUGUGCCAGUGUUACCUACUUUUUCAAUUCAGCUCCCGGUCUUUUUGGGGGCGUCGCUCGUCUACCCUGGCCAUUAUUCAUUGCAGCAGGUAGCAUACACGCGUCGCCAUAUACACAGAACUGGAUUGCAGAUGUAUUAGAGGCCAUUGCCAGAUGCUCCGGCGUUCAUCAGGCAAAUGUUAUGGCUUUGCGCAUAAGGAUGGGGCUUUAUAGCAUUCAAGGGGGAAUGAUCCCUGGGAAGAAAUAG
Molecule: messenger RNA, 1500 nt
Organism: Penicillium angulare
Lineage: Eukaryota; Fungi; Ascomycota; Eurotiomycetes; Eurotiales; Aspergillaceae
Product: Zn(II)2Cys6 transcription factor domain-containing protein
Exons: 3
Coding region: 1-1500 (499 amino acids)
Biological process (GO): regulation of DNA-templated transcription
Molecular function (GO): DNA-binding transcription factor activity, RNA polymerase II-specific; zinc ion binding
Source: RefSeq, a predicted model, not a curated record